UUGAACUAAACCCAAGAUGGGAAACCAAAUCUCACUUCGACCCUCAGAUGCCACGGGCAAAAUUGUUUUCUGUGAUGGGUCGGUUCAUGAAUUUGACAAGCCGCUAACAGUGGCAGAGCUCAUGUUGGAGCACCCACAACAGGUAGUGGUUGAGUUCCAUUCAGCUGUGAAUCAAAAAAGGCCAAAUCCAUUGCCUGCUGAUAAGAAGCUAGAGAUGAACAACAUAUAUAUGAUGCUUCCAAUAAAGCGAGGGAAGCCUGUUGGUUUGAGCAGCGAAGAAACUCGCCGCAUUCUCUUGAUCGUUAACUCUGCUCUGCAUUCCAAGUAUCUUGUGUGUUCUUCAAGGUUUCUUCCCUGGCUUACCCGUCUAUGCCAGACCACUGCAAUUGUAGAGGCUGAACCUAGGGUGGCUCAGAAAAAGGAAGAGGGGAAUGAGUUUUCUGAAUUUUUACCAGAAUUUUUAGAAGGGAGGCCAGAAUAUUUGAGUAGGCAAUUAUCAGGGAAAGGGUGGAAGCCUAACUUGGACACCAUUAAGGAGAAGAACAUUGAGAGAAAACUUACUCACUGGUUGUUCCUCAAGAAUUUUUAGUGGUAGUGAUUUUAAUUACGGUUGUUAAUUAAUGAAAAUAUGGUGGCUUUAUGUGGGUGUUCUAUAUAUGUAAGAAAGUGAUAAGAGAGUUGAGGUAUGCCUAUUGUAUGCAUGUGUAU
Molecule: messenger RNA, 708 nt
Organism: Gastrolobium bilobum
Lineage: Eukaryota; Viridiplantae; Streptophyta; Magnoliopsida; Fabales; Fabaceae
Exons: 1
Coding region: 17-589 (190 amino acids)
Source: RefSeq, a predicted model, not a curated record